This is a messenger RNA of Striga hermonthica, 1069 nucleotides long. Lineage: Eukaryota; Viridiplantae; Streptophyta; Magnoliopsida; Lamiales; Orobanchaceae. The record is from the annotation of a GenBank genome assembly.
UGCAGUACAUGAUGUUAAAGGAGCAUCAAAAAGUUUCCCGAAGCAUGAGUCUCGGCAUAUUUCCGACCACAAGAACGUUGCUAGGUGCGCUAGGUUUAGUCCUGAUGGAAGAUUUCUUGCAACUGGAAGUGCUGACACAUCAAUAAAGCUGUUUGAGAUGUCAAAAGUCAAGCAGAUGGUGCUUUCAGAUGGAAGAGAUGGCCCUGUGCGGCCUGUGAUACGGACAUUUUAUGACCACCUGCAACCAAUAAAUGAUUUGGAUUUUCAUCCUCAAAAUACAAUCCUGAUUUCCGGGGCCAAAGACCGCACAAUAAAGUUCUUUGAUUUUUCAAAAACAGUCGCAAGAAAAGCAUUCAAAAUUAUUCAGGACACUCACAAUGUGAGGUCUGUAUCAUUUCAUCCCUCUGGAGAAUUUCUUUUGGCAGGAACCGACCAUCCAAUUGCGCACUUGUAUGACGUUAAUACUUUCCAAUGCUAUCUAUCAGCAAAUAUUCAAGAAAUUAACAAUGGAGCCAUAAAUCAGGUCAGGUAUUCAUCGACUGGUGGCAUGUAUGUAACAGCUUCGAAAGAUGGUGCUAUACGACUGUGGGAUGGGGUAACUUCUCAGUGUGUCCGCUCGAUUCUUGGUGCUCAUGGAACAGCGGAAGCUACUAGUGCAAAUUUCACGAAAGAUCAAAGAUACAUUCUUUCUUCCGGGAAAGACUCUAUUGUAAAUCUCUGGGAUGUUGGGACAGGAAGAUUAGUCAAGCAGUAUCUUGGCGCCACACACACACAGUUGCGGUGCCAGGCAGUGUUUAAUGAAACCGGGGAGUUUGUACUCUCUUUCGAUGAAUCAAGCAAUGAGAUUGUCGUAUGGGAUGCACUAACGGCAGAGCAAUUGCAGUCUCGGCGGUGCUAUGAGGUCACAUUGAAGACGGCCGAGGCGCAGCAUAAGAGGAAGAGUGAUGACCUGCCUGAGUGCUCCCGUCGGGAGAAGAAGCAAGAAUUGGGAAUUAGCUUCCCGGACGAGCUAAUGGAAGAUAUAGGGGUGGUUGUUGCCGCGAUCGUGGAGCAUAUCGUAUUUGAAUAA